This is a messenger RNA of Mastomys coucha (southern multimammate mouse), 6089 nucleotides long. RefSeq names its product inositol-trisphosphate 3-kinase B (gene Itpkb). Lineage: Eukaryota; Metazoa; Chordata; Mammalia; Rodentia; Muridae. Gene Ontology annotation, molecular function: inositol tetrakisphosphate kinase activity; inositol-1,4,5-trisphosphate 3-kinase activity. The record is from RefSeq and is a predicted model, not a curated record. Gene Ontology annotation, cellular component: nucleus; cytoplasm. The coding region runs from base 350 to 3163 and encodes 937 amino acids. Gene Ontology annotation, biological process: inositol phosphate biosynthetic process. The transcript has 8 exons.
GUUGUUGCGGAAACCCUUUGGAAGGUUGGGGUUUUUUGUUUGUUUGGUUGUUUUGGAUUUUUUUUUUUUAACUGUAAGCCACCUGGUCUGUACGAGCCCGGAGUCCCCGGGGCAUGUCGCCUGCACGGGACCUGGGAGUCUGAGCAAUUGCAGGCGCGAGAUCGUUUAUGGAGCUUGGGGAGGGGGCCGAGCCCUCGAUCUUGCCCCGUGCCCGCCGCCUAGGUCAUGCUCCAUCAGUGCGCGGAGCUGCGGCCGCCCGGCCUCCGGGACUAAGCCGGGAGCCGCGAGAGGAGGAGGCGCCGGCGGUGGAGCGGGACGGAGAGCCGCGGCGGCGGGCGGACCCAGUACUAUGGCUGUGUACUGCUAUGCCCUCAAUAGCCUGGUGAUCAUGAACAGCACCAACGAGCUCAAGAGUGGCGGCCCCCGGCCCAGCGGCAGCGAGACGCCCCAGCCCACCGGGAGGCCCGCGCUGAGUCCCGGCAGCGUCUUCAGCCCCGGGAGAGGCGCCUCCUUUCUCUUCCCCCCAGCAGAGUCGCUGUCGCCAGAGGAGCCCGGGAGUCCUGGGGGUUGGCGCAGCGGCCGGCGCAGGCUGAAUAGCAGCAGUGGCAGCGGAGGCGGCGGCAGCAGCAGCAGCAACAGCAGCAACAGCAGUAGUGGCGUGGGCAGUCCCAGUUGGGCUGGCCGCCUGCGAGGGGACGCGCAGCAGGUGGUGGCGGCCCGCGUCCUCUCCCCACCUGGGCCAGAGGAGGCCCAGAGGAAGCUGCGGAUUCUGCAGCGCGAGUUGCAAAAUGUGCAGGUGAACCAGAAAGUGGACAUGUUCGAGGCGCAAAUCCAGGCACAGAGCUCUGCCAUUCAAGCGCCCCGAAGCCCGCGUUUGGGUAGGGCUCGUUCGCCCUCCCCGUGUCCCUUCCGGAGCAGCAGCCAGCCCCCCGGAAGGGUCUUGGCUCCGUGCUCCCCAAGUGAGGAACGGAGAACAAAGUCCUGGGGAGAACAAUGUACAGAGACCCCGGAUGCCAACUCCGGGAGGAGAAGCAGGCUCAGCACACACCCCUCGAAGGACAAGGAGGGAGUGGCCCCUCUUUUAGGCCCAGCCAGCCCGACCAGGUUAGGGACUCAGAGUCCAUCCACUUCAGUGAGAAUGGAAAGAGGUACCCCGGCCAGUCCCCGCUGCGGCUCACCCACACCCAUGGAAAUUGACAAGAGGGUUGCUCCCUCACUGGAGCACUUUGGAACUAGCUUAACGUUGGCUACUAAAGUGGCAGCUUCAGCGGCAUCCGCUGGACCACACCCUGGAAUUGAUUCUGCCCUCGUGGAGACAGCCUGUGAGCUCGGGGGCAUGAGCCCCUGGGAGGCCCAGAUGGAGAGACGAGGGCAGUUUCUGGGCAGGGAGACCGGUUCAGUCCCAGAGCCUGUCCGGACCCACAUUAGAGAACCCCCUGGAAGGGUGGGAAGAGGAAUUCACUCUGUUGGUGGGCAGGGCUCCUGGACACCUGAAGUCAUCAAAAGGCCAGAAGAGAGGACUGUGACUGCUCAAAGCUCAGAGCCCUCGGAGGAUCCGAGAUGGUCUGGACUGCCUGGAGACCUGGGUUCCAUAGGACCUGAGAAGGGAGGAAGUAGGAUUCCAGGAAUCAGAGGACUCCAGCAGACCCUGGACAGUGUGAGAGAAGGGUCUCCAGCAGUGGGCUUGCUUGGGGGCAGCCAGGCAGCACAGCCAGGGAGCAGGGAUGUGGAGGCAGGAGUUCAUUAUGGUGGAAUGCUGGAACCUUCACCACCUGGGGAACCCCAGUGCCUCCCCGGGGACAGUGUGGGAAUGCAGCCCGAGAGUUCCCUAGUUUGGCCCAGUGCUGUGGAGGAAGCUUCCCAGAUCUGGACGUGUGACACAGGGGUACAGUUGAAGGGGACUUGGGGAAGCCAGCAUCGAGAUGGAGAGGCUCACCCUAGCUGCCAAGAGACGCCCGCAGACCAGAAGGACGAGGCCUCCUUAAAAGAGGCCUGCAGCCCCAGCAACAUACCGGCCAUCCCUUCAGUCGUUAUUACAGAUGUGGGUGAUCAGGAGGAUGGAGGGUUAGAGGAGAUCCAAGGAAGCCUUCGGGGCCCCCUGCCUCUGAGGAAGCUGUCGUCCUCCUCAGCCUCCUCCACCGGCUUCUCCUCUUCCUAUGAGGACUCGGAGGAAGACAUCUCCAGUGACCCUGAGCGCACUCUGGACCCCAACUCCGCCUUUUUGCACACCCUGGACCAGCAGAAGCCCAGAGUGAGCAAGUCAUGGAGGAAGAUAAAGAACAUGGUGCAGUGGUCCCCCUUUGUCAUGUCCUUCAAGAAGAAGUACCCCUGGAUCCAGCUGGCAGGGCAUGCAGGGAGCUUCAAAGCAGCCGCAAAUGGCCGCAUCCUCAAGAAGCACUGUGAGUCCGAACAGCGUUGCCUGGACCGGUUAAUGGCGGAUGUGCUGAGACCCUUUGUGCCAGCCUACCAUGGGGACGUGGUGAAGGAUGGAGAGCGCUACAACCAGAUGGACGACCUGCUGGCUGACUUCGAUUCGCCCUGUGUGAUGGACUGCAAGAUGGGUGUCAGGACGUACCUGGAGGAGGAACUCACCAAGGCCCGGAAGAAGCCGAGCUUGCGGAAGGACAUGUACCAGAAGAUGGUCGAGGUGGACCCUGAGGCCCCCACCGAAGAGGAGAAAGCCCAGCGAGCUGUGACCAAGCCACGUUACAUGCAGUGGCGGGAAACCAUCAGUUCCACAGCCACCCUGGGCUUCAGGAUCGAGGGCAUCAAGAAGGAAGAUGGCUCUGUGAACCGUGACUUCAAGAAGACCAAAACGAGGGAGCAGGUCACUGAGGCCUUCAGAGAAUUCACUAAAGGAAACCAGAAUAUCCUGAUCGCCUACCGGGACCGGCUGAAGGCCAUUCGAGAAACCCUUCAAGUCUCUCCCUUCUUCAAGUGCCACGAGGUCAUUGGCAGCUCUCUCCUCUUCAUCCAUGACAAGAAGGAACAAGCCAAGGUGUGGAUGAUUGACUUUGGGAAGACCACACCCCUUCCGGAAGGCCAGACCCUACAACACGACGUCCCCUGGCAGGAGGGCAACCGGGAGGAUGGCUACCUCUCAGGGCUGAACAACCUCAUCGACAUCCUGACGGAAAUGUCCCAGGGCAACCCACUCACUUGAGGCCACCGUCACCGUGCAUAGCCGUGCCACCUUGCCUGCCACUUCUGCCUGUCGCCUCUCUCCUCCCCUAAUUCUUCCUUUUCCUGUCUGAGCACCUACCUAGAAUGGAGCCUCCCGUCUGCACUACAGGUCACUUUGGAGAAGAAAAGAGAGAUUUUUUUCUUCUAGAUCUUUAUUCUCCCCCACCCCACCCCCACUUCCCACACAGGGGCCAGGAGGUGGCGUUUCUAAUUCUCUUUAAAUAGAACUACCUUUUUGAAGAGAAUUACACAAACUUAGGCCCCACAUCCUGUUACACUUAGAGCCAGCAAGGGUCUGGGAACCCUGGAUGCCUGGGGUCUUGAGAGAUUAAGCCUCCCUCUGGGAGACACUUUUCCUCAACCCAGAAAGUUCUGGCCCAGACUGGCUACCAGUGGCCUUGCUGCCCCCUAGUGGCUGGUGCCAUCAGUAGACACAAUCUCAUUUGUGCCUCCCACUAUGGAGGAAAAGCCAGGCCAGGGUCCUGAUUUCUGGAAUUUGGGCAUACAAUCUCUGGGGAUCUGCGUCUGGCUUAUGAGCGAAGUCUCCUCCAGUGAGAAGCCCCAGUUCCCAGGGACACUGAGUGACUUCUCUAGAGAUGCUAAAAUCAGGGCCCCCACCUUGCUGUUGUUUAAACCCUUGGGACCCAGGCCAGCCUAGGAAGAGUAGAUCUCCAUUUCUAAAGAACUUCACCCUUCCAUCUGGGAGCGUGGCCCAUGAAUUCGGAGCAGACGUUCUGCAAAGCUGGGCUUCAGGGGAUGACAUCACAUCCUAAAGCUCUGCUUGCUGUCCUUAAUCUGCUUGCUAUGGAAAGGUCCAGAGCUGGGAAUAAUCCUCAAGGCUCUCAACAACCUCCAGGAAUCUGCAACAGCUCUGAGAGCCAGCCAUGCCCAGGAGAGCCAUCACUAGGCCUUAGGGAAGCAGGAUUCUGGCUUCCUGGAAUGAUUCCUAAAUUUCCCUUGAAAAAAAUCACUCACUCCCAGCUUGAAGGACUUAGACCCAUGUUUCUCCUUGUAAUUUAGUAGUUGCCAGGGUUCAGAGGGCUGCCCAGGGCUGCCCAAACCUUCUCCUUCCUGGAGUUCUAAGCUUCUUGAAGGGCUAUGGGGAGAUCAUUGUUAAUCACCACUUCAGCUCUGAAGCAAGUAGCUUCUCUGAUUGAAAAGAGUGUAUGAUUUGUGUGACUUUUAAAAAACAAAACUCCUAGCUCUGUUCCCGUUGGGAGCUAUCCACUGCUCCUCUGGGUUUGUCACCUCCUCCUACUGAGAGACUCCGGAUCACGUGUACAGAGGCUUCUCUGGGUUCCACGCCAGCAGGCACUGAUGAGGGACCAAAGGAAAUGGGGUAGACCAACGUGUACACACCUGGCAACAUAGCUUUGGGCAGGGGUGGCGUCUUGGCUGCCUACCCCAGCUCCCUGGGGUUUCUAGAGCUGUCGGCCCAUGUGCUUCCCUUCAUGCUGGGUGGGUGAGUGACAGUUAGUGGGGGCGGGAGGUGGGACCCACGAGGAUGUAUAAGUACAGAUUUUUAAAAAGGAACUCGUUUAAACUUCCUGGCUCCUAUUCAGAUGGGUGGUGAGCUCCUGUGUGGGCUGACUUGCUAAAGGUCACGCCCCCUGCGCCCCAUCAUUGAGCCCAGACCUUGUGACAGCACAUGAUUGGGAAGAUGGGCAGCCUGGUAUGGGGGGAGGGCAGUGGCAACUAGGCAGCCAUCUCUGGGGCUCUCCAGCAGUAGCUGCUGGGGGGUUUGAGGUGACCUCAUGGUCUGUACAUUGGCCAUUUGUUGGGAAGAGGUAUUGUUAAUUCCAAGACUCUACAGCUGUGAUCUGGCCAAAAGUUCCCUCCUGUUGUCUCAGAAAAUUGUAUGCGAAAGCAAACCUAGCUAUGAACAACAACAACAAAAAAAAAAAAAUGUUAGGGACCAGUUUAACGUAUGUAAAGAACAAAACACAUCGAGCCCUUUAGGAAGGUGCCACCUGUCACAAUAAUGCACUAAGAUACUGUGACUGGGGGGGCCCGGUUAGCAAGAGCCUCAGGACGGUGCUGGGUGUGUCGUGGGUGGGAAAGUGGUGUGGAGAGGCAUCCUUCUAGGGUUAUUCUGUUGCCAAGGGUGUCUUGCUUAGCUGGGGUUUGUAUUUACCGUGCUAGUACCCACUCUCUAUCUCCCAAACCAUUCUCACUUCUAUCCUGCCAGAGGCCCAGCCUUCCUGGCCCUACUGGGAUGGACAGAGCUCAGAUGGAAUUUCCCAGAACCUCCGGCAGUCUGCUAAACUGAGUUCUGGGAGUCCUGGUGGGGACUCCCAAGGUCCUGGCCAUACAGGUGCUGGGACACGGGACAGGCCGCAUGUGCCUAUGUGCGGGGUCCACAGGGGCCCUUCCUGCUCUUAGGCCACCAAAUGUCUUGCUGGUCAGCUCUGCUUUGCACACCCUGAAGGUUGCUUCAACGGCUUCCCCCAGACUAGACAUUAGUGCCCUUUAAGAAGUGUUUAAGUUAUAUUUAUUUUGGUUGUUUUUGUUUUUGUUUUUGUUCUAAUUGCACAAAACACUAAGAUGAAAGGGCUGGGCCGUUCUUCCUAAGCUCUGCCUGCCUUCUGGGGCCUUCCCUUCGUGGCCGGAGGAACCCUGAGCAGGUAUGGCUGCAAGACAGAUGCUGGUCACCUUUGGUUGGCUGUAUUUAGCUUCGAGAUCGCCUGUAUUCUGACGACCCCUCUGUGUAUAGCCCCUCCCCCCUUGAUCCAGGGCGCUUGCCCAUCAGUGCCUUUGGGGAGGAGAGGGUCUUCCUGCACCCUGACAGGCAGGCUCUCCUCCUCUGAACUCCUCCUCUCCCCUUCGGGACUGUUACAUCCCCUGCCCUGUGCCCCUCAGUCAACUGUAGAUGCUAUCUCCCUUCCCAAUAAAGGCUUUGGAGACCA